AUGGUCGUCCCUGCCCGGCAAUUGUUGGGGCUGUGGACGCGAAGGAUUUUGGAUGUAGCACUUGGGGCCUACGGCUUUUGCUUGCAGGGUCGCGAGGCGAGAGCUGUUCCAUGGGAGCCACGGGAACUUCUGCUCCAGGCCAGGAAAGAGCCACGAUACAUGGCGGAAUGCAAAGGAACACCACGCAUGGAAUAUCCUGAAAAUAUGAUUGACGGCGUGCGCCUUCGACCCACCUUCAAUCCAUACGUGCGGCUCACCAAGGCCAAGAGAUAUGUGCUCGAUAACUGGCCCUCGAGAAACUGGGCUGACUGGAACCCAUACAGCUGCUUCGUAAGAGGCAGCCGGCGGCGCUACCAAAUCCCGAAGGAUCUCAUGCCCUGUAAGGAUGAGCUAGGGGAAUGGCACCCUCCUCGACUUUCAGGCAGGUAUAAAGCUGAUGUUGAGCGACAGUAUCGACUCAAUGGACUUGAAUGGGUGUGGACGAAAUACUUCUAUAAGAAAAAGGUGCAUUUCCAAGACAGAGAACCUCUUGGUCCCAAGAGAUGGUACAUCAGAGAGUUUAGGCAGCAACAAGUGAGGGAAGCUAUGAGAAAGAUGGCUGACCUCGUAGCGGAAUAUCGCCAGGAGGUAAGGGAUAAGCAGCACUAUAACUGGUUUGAACGAGUGGUGCACGACUUCGCCGGCGAGCAACUUUCUUCAGAAUACCUCAGGAGCCGGAAGGAGCCGAAAUUGUAG
Molecule: messenger RNA, 735 nt
Organism: Eimeria tenella
Lineage: Eukaryota; Apicomplexa; Conoidasida; Eucoccidiorida; Eimeriidae
Exons: 7
Coding region: 1-735 (244 amino acids)
Source: RefSeq, a predicted model, not a curated record